UAGCCGUUAUUUGGCAGUCCUUUUAAAGCCCAAGAGAAGUUUUUUGUGUGUACCGAGCACUUGUUUGUGUGCUGUCUUUGUGAGUGCUUGUGGUUGAGUAUUCUCUGGCUUAACCAUGUCUGGAGUUGUUUUGGGUCUCUGUGUGGUGGUGUUGUUGAUUAGUGUCUCUUGCUCAGGACAAACACUUGACUGUUUUCAAUGUGAACUUGGAUUCUGGGACAUGUGCCACACUACCAAAACAAAUUGUAGUGCUGGGGAGCAGUGUUUUGUUGGCAUUGGUGUGGCAGCAUCUGUCCUGAAAAUCAAGAUGAUGGGCUGCCUUGCUAAUGACCACUGCAACAAGACUACUAUCGUGACUUUUCCUGCAAAUAAAACUCUCUACAAAAUGACACGGACUUGCUGUGGUGAAAACUACUGUAAUGGAGGCCCUGAAGUCCUAAUGGCAUCACUUACUCUGAUGGCACUAGUUAUUGCUCAGAUAAUGGGUAUAAACUUAUAAUUCAUGCUGUUAAAUUGUUUAAUUUUUGCUUGAGAUUUACAGGGUGGGUCUGCUUACUGGGGAGGUUUAAGAAGCACCGAGCACUCUGGGGAAUUCAUGAAAUCUUAUUGAAACUUAACAACUUGAAAUGGAGUGUAAAUCUGUUUUAUGAAAGAUUUUGAUCUGUAUUUUGGCUAUAAAAUAAAAUGUAUGUGUCCAUA
Messenger RNA from Ictalurus punctatus (channel catfish), 699 nucleotides. RefSeq names its product sperm acrosome membrane-associated protein 4. Bases 116 to 499 code for a protein of 127 amino acids. NCBI's taxonomy places the organism in Eukaryota, Metazoa, Chordata, Actinopteri, Siluriformes, Ictaluridae. The record is from RefSeq and is a predicted model, not a curated record. The transcript has 3 exons.